This is a messenger RNA of Aspergillus costaricaensis CBS 115574, 1656 nucleotides long. RefSeq names its product putative GABA permease. Gene Ontology annotation, cellular component: membrane. The transcript is spliced from 8 exons. The record is from RefSeq and is a predicted model, not a curated record. Gene Ontology annotation, molecular function: transmembrane transporter activity. Lineage: Eukaryota; Fungi; Ascomycota; Eurotiomycetes; Eurotiales; Aspergillaceae. Gene Ontology annotation, biological process: transmembrane transport. The coding region runs from base 1 to 1656 and encodes 551 amino acids.
AUGGCAGAAAAGCUCAAGGAAGCUGCUCGUGUGGCUGAUGAAGAUGCUCCCGUCGAGCAGGGGGAUUCGCAGCUUUUGGCUACGCUGGGGUAUAAGCAGGAACUGCGUCGUCAUUAUUCCACCGUCCAGGUCUUCGCUAUCGCCUUUAGUAUUAUGGGAUUGUUGCCUUCGAUUGCCUCGACACUUUCGUAUUCGAUUCCUGCUGGCCCUGCGGGCAUGGUUUGGGUAUGGUUGCAUAUGCAUGCUGGAUUUACAUACAUGGGGAAUUCUUGGCUAACUAGAAUUCUGAUGACUCGUGCAGGAUGGUUCUCUGCCAGUGUGUUUAUCUUCAUCGUAGCUUUGGCGAUGGCCGACCUAGCAUCCGCCAUGCCGACAGCCGGUGGUCUCUACUUCUGGACUCACUACUUCAGCGGCGAGAAGUGGAAGAACCCUCUCAGCUUCGUAGUAGGGUACAGCAAUAGUCUCGGACUCAUCGGCGGCGUCUGCUCCAUCGAUUACGGCUUCGCUACAAUGCUCCUCUCCGUCGUAUCAAUCGCGCGUGAUGGAAACUGGACGGCCUCUCGGCCCGUUCUAUACGGCACCUACGUCGCCUGCGUCGUCGUCCACGGUCUCAUCGCCAUCUUUUGCGCGCGCAUCAUGCCCAAAAUCCAGUCCGCCUGUAUCGUGAGCAACGUCGGCCUCGUCCUGGCCACCGUCCUCGCCCUGCCCAUCGGUAAAGCCGUCCGCGGGGGACAGAUCAACUCGGGAACGUACGUCUUCGGACACUCUGAGAACCUCACAACCUGGCCCCAGGGCUGGACUUUUAUGCUCUCGUGGAUGUCGCCCAUCUGGACCAUCGGCGCAUUCGACUCCUGCGUGCACAUGAGCGAGGAGGCGAGCCAUGCGGCGCGUGCCGUACCCUUAGGUAUCAUCUGGUCUGCCGGACUCUGCGGUCUGUUAGGGUUUGUGUCUCUCGCGCUCAUCGCCGCCGUGAUCAACCCGGAUCUCAACGCCGUGCUGAACUCGAGUUUCGGUCAGCCAAUGGCACAGAUCUACUACGACGCCCUCGGCAAAAGCGGUGCCCUGGGCUUCAUGGUCGUCGUAGCAAUCGUCCAAUUCUUCAUGGGCCUAAGCUUGGUCGUCGCCGCCUCCCGCCAAAGCUGGGCCUUCUCGCGCGACGGCGCCCUCCCCUUCUCCUCCUUCUUCCGACACGUGAGCAGACGCGUCCGCUAUCAACCCGUCCGAAUGGUCUGCUUCGUCGUCCUCAUCUCCAUCAUCCUAGGUCUCCUCUGUCUUAUCGAUGAAGCCGCCUCUAGCGCCCUCUUCUCCCUCGCCGUUGCCGGGAAUGAUCUCGCCUGGAUGGUCCCUAUCCUUAGUCGUCUUGUCUGGGGUAAGGAGCGGUUUCAUCCGGGAGAGUUUUAUACGGGUUGGUUUAGUAAACCCAUUGCUGUUACUGCGGUGGUUUAUUUGGCGUAUGUUAUUGUGCUGAGUAUGUUUCCGACGGGGGGAGCAAAUCCAUCGCCGCAGGAUAUGAACUAUACGAUUGUGAUUAAUGGGAGUUUGUGGCUGGGGGCGAUGGUUUAUUACGUGGUUUAUGCGAGGAAGGUGUAUAGAGGGCCGCAGAUGACGGUGGGUGGGGGUGGGAGUGGGGAGUCGAGUGGGGAUGAGAUGAAGUGA